Polyodon spathula (Mississippi paddlefish) is the source of this 564-nucleotide messenger RNA. RefSeq names its product procathepsin L-like. The transcript is spliced from 5 exons. Gene Ontology annotation, cellular component: lysosome. The record is from RefSeq and is a predicted model, not a curated record. Lineage: Eukaryota; Metazoa; Chordata; Actinopteri; Acipenseriformes; Polyodontidae. Gene Ontology annotation, molecular function: cysteine-type endopeptidase activity. Gene Ontology annotation, biological process: immune response. The annotation marks the transcript as partial.
GACCAGGCCUUCCAAUACAUCAAGGAUAACGGAGGAAUCGACACUGAGGAGUCUUACCCCUAUGAGGCUGAGGAUGGGAAAUGCAGAUACAGUCCACAAAGCAUUGGUGCCACCUGCUCUGGGUAUGUUGAUAUCCCCAGUGGUGAUGAGAAUGCUCUGCAGGAAGCCGUGGCAACCAUUGGACCCAUCUCCGUGGCGAUCGAUGCUGGACACAUAUCCUUCCAGCUCUACGAAUCAGGGAUCUACAGUGAACCUGAGUGUAGCAGCUUAGAUCUGGAUCAUGGAGUUCUGGCUGUGGGCUAUGGAUCUAACAAGGGCAAAGACUACUGGCUGGUGAAAAACAGCUGGGGUCUGUCCUGGGGUGACAAUGGCUACAUCAUGAUGAGCAGAAACAAGAACAACCAGUGUGGGAUUGCAACAGCAUCCAGCUACCCUCUCGUCUAGAUAACCCAACGAAGACGCAGACUCUUGCAAGAACCAUUUUCAGUGGACUGAAGACAGAAAAUACUGAAGGACGAUUUCAAUUUGCUGAAUAUAAUUUCAAUAAAAAGGGUAUUAAAAAGG